Metarhizium brunneum ARSEF 3297 is the source of this 1308-nucleotide messenger RNA. RefSeq lists its product as uncharacterized. NCBI's taxonomy places the organism in Eukaryota, Fungi, Ascomycota, Sordariomycetes, Hypocreales, Clavicipitaceae. The record is from RefSeq and is a predicted model, not a curated record.
AUGACAUACCCCGACUUGACUUGGUUUGCUACUCCAACAGAACCGCCUCACCCUCUUUAUGGUUCUUCAACAUCUCUAGCACCCUUCAGCUCCCGUCAAAAGCCAAUAGAAGACAUGACGGAAGACUUGCAAAUAUUCAACCUCGGUGCAGUGCCGGCACAUCUUCGAGAGGGCAUUUGGAGCCUUGCCCUGCCAGAUCGAACCGUCGAAUUCGUCUUUACGUAUAGUGACGACAAACCGGCAGAGGACAAUUCGGUAUGGGAAGCCCGCGUGCAUCACACAAAACCGCCUUCAUGGUACAAAGCUUCAAAAGAAUCGUACGAAGUCGCCUCAAAAUAUGGUUUCACCAACAAGAAACCGAAUCCAUUGUUCGUCAUUGCCACCCGAAACCGUCCGUUGACGCCGCCGGAUACGUGGCUCAUCACCUGGGACCUCAAAUCAAUGGGAAGAGAAAAUUUACUAUCCAGUCCAUUGGAUGACUUUUUUAAAGUAGUCACGGACAAAAUCUCAAAAUCUAGUCCAGAAGCAGUCAAGGAAGGAAAAGAUUCAGAAUCUACUCCAUCAGAUGGCCUUUUCGAAACACCAACGACAACCGACAUUUCAGAUUUGAAUCAACUGCUCGUUUGUUGCAACGCAGUUGUGAAAAGAAAAGAAAUAAUCACGUUCCCAACACAGUUGUUGCCAGAAUUUCCAGUUGAUGAAGAUGUGCCGCGGAGCUGGAAACAGGGAGGACUUGGACUUGUGAGUCCGCUUUUCAACCGCUUCGAUAUUCUAGCCCUAGCCAAGAAUCACGAUAUAACCGACCGUUGGGCAAUUUUCACGAUUACGCUGCACGGCAAAGAACCUCGCAAACUGGAUCCGGAGCUAUUUGGAGACUCUGGAAGAAACCCAGUUCAAAUUGUCCAUCUUGAUGACGAUCAGCGUCAUCAUAAGAUACAAGAGUUCUGCAAGAUGUGGUUCAAGGAAUCGCCCGCUCAAGACGACCGAACUUGGGCCAUUUUUAGAGGCUUGAUGGACCCGGACGAUUACAUGACGAAUUGGUGGGCGGACAAUUUGAACAUGCGAUUUCAUGCGGCGAUUUGGGCUGAGGAUCGAGCUCUGGGUGACGAGGACACUAGGGACGUGUGGAAACCUGCCGUCGACGCCGACAAACUGCCAGACCCGGACAUUAAUAAAAUAUCAGACACGACUAAGUGGUACACCAAGACUCAUUCCAAACUCACACUUUGCCACUUGUACAAGAAGUCCGUGGUGUUCCGGGCGUGUUACGGAGGGCACUGUUGGGAGCCCAGCAACGGAGGUGAGUGA